AUGAGUUCCUUUGACGCUCAAUUCAUUGACAACGCUUCAUGCUGUGGACUUAUUUAUAAGCAGGAGUCUGCUUCUGAAAUCAAUCAAGAAGAUGUGGAUGUCAUUCUUGCUCAGGGAAUGCAGCAUCUGAGUUUUGAUGAGCUUCAGAGGGAACAAGAAGACUUGCAUGGAGUUGGAGAAAUGAUCGACAAAGAAAACCAUCAGGAAACGAUAUCUUUGCUGCAGCGUUUUGAUGACCAACUUCAGCGUCGGAAGAAACAUACCGUAUAUGAAUCAGCUGAAGUGAUGAUGAACAGAGACCAUGUCACCAGUUCUGAGUUGAGGCUGCAGUUUUUGCAUGCCAAUCGCUGGAACCCCGAGACUGCAGCUGAUCAGUUUUUGAGCUUUUUGGAGAUGAAGAAACAACUUUUCGGUAUGGACAAAGUCGUGAAAGAUCUCACUCUGAACGAUCUCGAUGAGGAUGACAAGGAGAAUCUGUUAGGCGGAAGUUUACAAAUAUUGCCGUGUACAGAUCGCUCAGGGAGAAGAAUCAUUCUAGAACUACCAGGCCUUCGUUGCUUCAAGAAUCUUCGAAAUGAGCUGAGAGCUAGGUUUUACAUGUUGGCGAAUCUAUGCUCCCAUUUGAAGCGAGGCGUAGUCUGGAUUAGUUAUGCUACUGGACAAUACCGCGACAAUAUGAAUGGCAAGGGGUUCGUGGAGAUGACGAGGAUGGCUAUGUCAAUACCGAUGCACUGUGCAGGGAUUCAUUUGUGCACAGAUGAUCCUUCGGAGGCUGUCAUAUGCAAAGCAGCCAUGGCAUUGACAUCCGCUGAAUUGAAAGCGAAGACAAGAAUACACUAUGGAAGCCACACGGAAUGUCAGUACCUAUUGAAUACAUUCGGUAUACCACGUGUUGCGCUACCAUUCACCACUAUGACUAAUGAUCCAAUCUUGGAGGAUCACAUGACUUGGUACAAACAAUGCCUCAAGGAAGGACAGAACCCAGACUCAGCGAAGACCUCAUUUGUUGGUCGCUUGGAACCCAAUCCACGUGAUGUCUUGUUUGCCCGUAGAAAGUUUAGCGGGAAAGUAACGAGGAGCUGA
Molecule: messenger RNA, 1083 nt
Organism: Cylindrotheca closterium
Lineage: Eukaryota; Bacillariophyta; Bacillariophyceae; Bacillariales; Bacillariaceae
Source: the annotation of a GenBank genome assembly